Molecule: messenger RNA, 1550 nt
Organism: Chanos chanos (milkfish)
Lineage: Eukaryota; Metazoa; Chordata; Actinopteri; Gonorynchiformes; Chanidae
Gene: pofut2
Product: protein O-fucosyltransferase 2
Exons: 9
Coding region: 1-1344 (447 amino acids)
Biological process (GO): protein O-linked glycosylation via fucose
Molecular function (GO): peptide-O-fucosyltransferase activity
Source: RefSeq, a predicted model, not a curated record
AUGGCGGACCACUGGAGGACUCCCGCGAUAGUUGUGUGGUGGCAUUAUUUACGUUUGUCUGUAUUAUUACUAAUUACUUCUUCAGUGUUUAAAUAUACAGCUGCUUCGGUGGAAGGGCAAGAUGAUUUAUUCCGUGCGGGGAAUUCAGUGCUCAUGUCAGCUGCUGCUACAGCACGGGAUGUACGAUACCUGCUGUAUGACGUGAACCCUCCCGAAGGUUUUAAUCUGCGCCGGGACGUGUACAUUCGUAUGGCCACCCUGGUCAAGACCCUAAGAAAGCAGGGUGAUUGGGUGCUGGUGCUGCCCCCCUGGGGUCGUUUGUACCACUGGCAGAGCCCAGACAUCCACCAAGUACGCAUUCCAUGGGGAGAGUUUUUCAGUAUAACCAGCCUACAAGCCAAUGUGCCUGUCAUAGAAUAUGAAGAGUUUAUUGCUGAGUCUGGUGGACCCUUCAUCGAUCAGGUCCUGGUACUGCAGAACUAUGCAGAAGGAUGGACAGACGGGAAAUGGGAGGAGAAGGUGGAUGAACGGCCCUGUAUUGAACGCCUCAUGUAUUCGAAAGACAAACAAGGUUACUACAGGGGCUGGUUCUGGGGGUAUGAGGAGACAAGAGCCCUGAACGUGACCUGUGUGUCUGCUCAGGGCCAUGCCUCCAUUUUAGCUCCUUACCUACAGCAAAACGCCACAGCAGUGUCGGUGAUGCUGGACAGAGCUGAAACUGUCCUUCACGAUCACUAUGCAGGAAAAGAUUACUGGGAUACACGGCGUAGCAUGGUGUUUGCUAAACACCUGCGCAUCAUUGGUGAUCAGUUCAGAGCCACAUACUUGAAUUCAACUGAUGAACAGGAUCAGACUCCAUAUAAUGAAGACUGGACACGAAUGAAGGCGAGGUUGGGCAGCGCUAAGGGGGGCCCCUAUCUGGGGGUCCACCUCCGCAGGAAAGACUUCAUCUGGGGUCACCGAGAGGACGUGCCCAGCCUCAAAGGGGCGGUCAAGAAGGUCCGAAGCCUCAUGAAGAAGCACAAGCUAGAGAAAGUCUUUGUGGCCACUGAUGCUGAUGAAGAAGAGCUGGGCAAACUGAAGGAGAUGCUGCCAGAGAUGGUGAGGUAUGAGCCUACAGGGGAAGACCUGGAACUGCUGAAAGACGGCGGGGUCGCCAUCAUCGACCAGUGGAUCUGUGCCCAUGCAAGGUAUUUCAUUGGGACUUCUGUUUCAACCUUCUCUUUUCGCAUCCAUGAAGAACGAGAGAUCCUAGGCUUUGACCCCAAGACUACAUACAAUCGUUUUUGUGGUGACAGUGAGAAAGAGUGUGAACAACCUACACACUGGAAAAUAGUCUACUGAGCAUCCUUAUUCUACAAGACUAAAGUGCCAAACAGUGUUAAACAGAGUUUGUUCUCUCUCUCUCUCUCUCUUUUUAAAUUAAAAAGUUUAUUUACUCAUAUUCAAUAUGUGCCAUGAGAAUGACAAACAGAAUUACAUGAAGAACUUGAAGACUUGUCAGGAAAAGCAGGUUCCAUUUCAGCCAGACAACUGACCCUGUGGUAUCU